AGGGAGAGAAAGAGAAGGGAGGGAGAGAGAAAGAAGCUCGGUACGGUGCGCCGCGAAAACGCGUUGUGUGUUACAUUACGAGACGUGCCCGCUGCCGCCACCGUAGAGUAGUAGUAACGUCUCUCCUCUCGAGCGGCGUAUUGCAUUAAACUCGCGCGCGCUUAGCUCGUUCUUUCGUAUAGGCACGCGGUGGUAAACUGCUGCUACUGCUACUACUACUACUAUUACACUAUUACUCUCUCUCUGUGUGUCCACACGGUGGCUAGAAACGUCUCCACCCACCGUUUUUUCCCCACGCCUGCGAUCAGUCCGGUGCACCGAGUACGCGUCUCUCUCGUAUGAGCACCGGGGGCGGCGGUACGGAAGAGAAAAGCCGCCGCCACCGCACCAUUGCUGCUAUCGUUAUCGUCAUCAUCAACGUCGCUAAUACUACGAUCAUCUUCGCCGUAUCAUUAUCAUUGUCGUCGUCGUCGUCGUCGUCGUCGUCGUCGUCGUUGUCGUCUUCGUUUUCGUCAUCGUCGUCGUCAUCGUUGUUCGCCGUUGUUCACCGUUGUCCAUCGGCUGUUUUUUUUCUUCGUUCGCGCCUUUCGCGCGCGCUCUUCGGAUACGGAACGGACAAGAGAGAAGGGAGCACGCGAGAGAGAAAGAGAGAAGGAGAACGAGAGAGAGAAAGGCCACCGGCCGACACUCCGGGGCCAGGACAAGACGACCCGAUGUUGUCGGGAACGGGUCGCGACCCCGUGUCGACCCGUGGUCGUCCUCGUCGUCCCACUACCACUGUCCUCGUCCUCGUCGACAGCAUCAUCAUUGCUACCGAUCAUCACCUACGCUAUCGUCGUCGUCGUCAGCUCUUCGGCUUUGCACCAGCAAGAGCAACCGCGAUAGCAGCAGCAGUAGCAACACCAACACCACCACCGCCACCGCCACCAGCACCAGCACCUACAACAGACAUCGUCACGACACCAGGACGUUCGUCGUCGCGUAAAUGUGCUCCCAUGCGCGCCCAUCCAAACCUCCUUUUUACUCUACCCUGCUAUCCGGUGCCCCUACGUGCCGCCCUGUUGUAAUUCCGGAGAGCACCCUGAUUAGCACGCCAGAGAGCCGCUUACACCGUCGUCGUAUCCGUGAUCAUGGCCAAGAUCCUCGACAAGGACCCCGUCACCUACGAGAGGGAGAGGGAAAACUUCAUGAAGGACCUCCGGCAUUUCCACGAAACCAGAGGGACGCCAUUUCGGAAGUCUCCGAAAAUCAGUGGGAAGGAGAUAGAUCUGUAUUUGUUGUACGUCGUCGUUACCGCCCGUGGUGGAUGGAUAAAGGUGAAUACCAGAAAUGAAUGGGCUUCGCUAUGCGAACAAUUUCAUCUGCCGAACGGCUGCGUCAACAGUGGAAUCGGUCUCAAACAAAUAUACCUUCGAUAUUUAGACAGGUACGAAAAGGUUCAUUUCUUAGGAGAAGAUGGACAGCAAGCGGACGAUGAAGACGAAGAUUCCAGACAUCGGAAAUGGUCUGCUAGGGCAUUACAUUCGGUUCCUCUUACUUAUAAUCAUCAUCAACAUAAUGUUGCAGAAUCUCUUCGCGAUUACAAUGGUCUUUCGUCCGAUCUUUACAAACCAUCCAACUACGACAAAUUGGCAUUGUCGCUUCUUUCGCCUCUUCCAAACGAACAAGACUUCGCGAUCAAUGUUUGCACGCUUUUGUCAAACGAAGGGAAACAUACGUUACGUCUCGAUAAGUAUCCACGUUUGGUGAACAUCCUGCUUGCGCACGCUGGCGUUUUCGAUUCGCCUGGUACGCGACAACUUUUCAUCGAGGUUUAUUCUCGUGUGAGGAACUAUUCUAUCAAUUCGUUUUGGUCGGACGUACUCGAUUCGCAAGACGUGAUAGACCUUACGAACGAGAAAACCUUUAUGAAGAAGCCAUCGACGAGCUUACACACGUUCUCCAGGCGGAAAACGUUAGAGAAAGAGAAGCAAAAUAAAGUGACGGUAACGGUCCAAGACAACGAGGAAACGGUCACGUCGAUGGAUGUGGAUGGGGUGCUUCCAGACUGUUCACGUCUAGAUCCUAUUGGUUCUCAUCAAGAUGAGAAUUUUAAAGAUCAGAAUCAAAAUUCGAUAAAGUUUGAAGAAGAGGAUAAAGACUUGUUUUGCGUCGGUAGAACGUUAGGCACGCAGGAUCCGUACGGUCAACGCGUGUUACAGAUAGCGUCUAUCUUACGAAAUCUCAGUUUCACUCCGGAGAAUGCCGCGGUGCUAAGCAGGAAUCGAUGUUUUUUGAGAUUCGUAUUGUUAUGUAUAAGAGCAAGAUGGAGUAACUUGCAUCAACUUGGUUUCGAUAUACUAGGAAAUAUAGCAAACGAAAUCGUUUUAAAAGAAGCUGGCGAAAGGAUAACAGACGUUGUUCUGUCUUGUGUGGCAAAAGGUAUCGAGUCGCAAGACAGAUUUAUCGUUAUAUCCUGUUUGGAGGUGCUUAAUAAGAUCAGUCAACAGGAUAGUAACGAGGAAAUCGUUACGUUUGGUUUGGAAGAUAGCGUGUAUGAACUUAUUUGCAGGUUUUUAGCUCUAAGUGAUAUAGCUCUUUUAGUUUAUACUUUGGAGUGUUUGUACGCUUUAACGUCGUUGGGCGAAAGACCGUGUACUAGUGUCGCGCGGGUACGUGGAGCUAUCGAUACAUUGGUCGCGCUUGUCACCGUCGAAGCACAGAGUUAUGGUCCAAAAGCUUGCAUUUUGAUGAGAGUGGUAGAAACUGUAUCUACUAUACCCACACCUUCGAAUACGUCUCAGAAUACUCCUGUUGCUGCUGCUGCCACUACUCCGGUUGCGUCAGCAACAUCAUCACCCGUGCCAGCUACUCCAGCUACGAUUACCGCUACGUCGGCUCCAGUUAGUCCAGCAUCUUCUAGACCUAAUACACCUGCGUCUUCAAGCAAAUCUACAACGCACAAAGCAGUAGAGACAGCUAAUGCGCUUCAACAACAACACGCGCAUCAACAAAUCAUUCAGGAGAACGAGCAAUUCGCUUUAGGAUGGUUAAGAGCUACCUUCGAGCUUGCACCAGGCAUACGUAUAGAACAAGAGGAACUUUACAAGAAAUAUCUCGGGUGUUGUACGAAGAUCGGCAGGAGAGGAGUAAUCGCGCCACUUCAUUUUCCCAGAUGUGUUAGGUCAGUGUUCGGGGGAACUAUUGGUCCAAAUCCACUCAAAGGAGAAUCAACUGGUACUCAGUAUUACGAAGGAAUCCGUGUACGGGCUACACCAGGCCAAGUAACUUAUCCGAGCCAAACUGUAAUUGCGACUAAUACAGCUCCGAUACCAGCGGUCAACACAACUCCAGUAAAGGUGCUUCCCGUACAACAGCGUACAAUCAAGAAUAUAAGUCCUGCUCCCGAUAGCACGGCCCUAGACAAUCCUGCAUCUGGAGUUCACAGAACUCCAGCCCCUGCAUCUCCCAUUCUAAAAGCCCAGUUGUCUGCCCCCCCAAAACCACCUUCUUCCAGUACGUCAAAUCAAUCCCAAAAUCCAGUCACCAAGGUUGAUUCUAAAAGUCAGGUAUCAGUAUCUCACCCCCAUCUGAGUCAAGCAUUGCUGGCCAGUGGAUCCCAAAAUCAACAGCAGCAGCAGCAACACUCCCAAUCUGUCCAAGUAGUAACAAAAGAAGAUAACCGAAGUAGUACUACAUCCAGUUCUAUAAUAAAAAGCCUUUUGGCUACCAAGGUAACAGCCAGCAGUGACUGCAUGUCCAGUGCUGCUGCAACUUGUGUGUCUACCCUUACUGCCUGUGUAACAAACACUACCACUAGCAUCGCAUCCAGCAUCAGUGCCAACCAGCUAAUAACAAGCAACCAGGUUGCACAACGUCAACAGCAGCAAAGGUUACUGCAACAACAGUUAACAGGCGUGAUACAACCCGCAGCUCCUGCAGCUACCCCAGCAACAAUACUUCCUAAAGCUUCUGUGAACUCUAAACAAAAACCAGUGAUUACAGCUAUUCCUGCCAAAAAAAUACAGAGACUUAAUGGAGCUAAAUAUGUUUUGACUAACAAUUGUGAGAAGACUGAAGUAAAUGAUGUAAAUGAAAGUCUCAACCAAAUCGUAACAUCAACUACAGUAAUUUUGAAUUCAACUGAGAAUCACAUAUCCUCGAUUGUAAAGGUUUGUCAACCACCGAUCUCCACCACAAUUGGUACAAACAAGUCCAACCAACGAAGUAUGUGUACUUCGAUUGCUGAAGAUUCUGAUUCAACGAACAAUUCUUUGGCUUCUAGUAGUGGCAUAGGUGGUAGUAGAGAUUUUUCCUGUGUUGGUGCUGAAGAAGAUAAUUCUUUAACGAGUUUUGAAGGAAUACUUUUAAAUGGUGUACCAACUAACAUAGAUAUUAAUGUUCAAGAUGAUGGAUCAUCCAAAGAUUCAUCUAGCAUAAGUUCAAAGGAAAAACCGUUGCAAAGUAUGAUGUUGGCCGAUUUAUUGGAAAGGAAGGUAGAUAAAGAGCCUAUUUUAAAUGGAGUUCUUGGAAAGAAUUCAAUCAACGAAAAAGGAAUGGAUUUGGUUGAAAAUCAUAUUAAAAAGGUAUUAAAAGAAUCUCCGACUGAUAUUAAAAUAAAAAAUGAUAUAACAGAAAGUAAUACAAUGCAGACAGAAGUAUCCGAAGAUACGUUAAUUGAAGCUCCUAGAGGAAUAAAAAGAGCAGCUAGUGAAUCUGAUGAGAUGGAUGCAAAGAAACCAAAAUAUUCUAAUGGCACUACGUCGCCUGAUCCUGCUGUUGAUUCAACAACCGCUGAAUCUACUGUAUCCAGUAUAAAAUCGGAAGAACAAGAAGAUGACAAAGACAGUGAAAAAGCAACAGUUUCAUCUACUGCUGCAAAUCUUUACGCAGCUCUUGCUGCUGAUUGCAUAGAAGAUGAAACUGAUCUCGAUGAACAAGUGAACGUUAACAAGGAAGAACCUUCUUCAAUCGUGAAACAAACGCCUCGCAUAUUUAUUAGACAAAUUAGUCAGCAACAACACCAACAGCAACAGCAGCAGAAGCUGCAGCAGCAGCAGCAACAGCAACAGCAACAGCAACAACAACAACAACCACAAUCACAGCAACAUCAACAGCAGCAUCAACAGCAGCAUCAACAACAAUUGAUAGUAGCGACUCCACGACAAAUAGUUGUUCAGCAAACGAUUCAAUCAAAUAAUCAGGUUAUAAUUCCUGCUACGUCCGUUAAAGGAAGACAAGCGCAAACACAGCCACAAGUUCUGUUACAACAAAGUGCGGGAGGGCAGCUGCAAUAUGUCGUAUCUGGUGGUGUUCCUGGACAAAACUAUGUGUUGGCUCAACCACAAACAGCUUUAGUACAAGGGCAAGCACAGACAGUUCUCGUUGCUCAAACAACCCAACAACAAGGCACUGGCACAAAAACUAUUAUAAUUUUACAGCCACAAGCUGCGCCUCAACCAACACCACAAAAAAUGGUAGCUGUUACACCUCAAGGACAACAAGUUGUUGUAACUCAGGUUCCACGUCCUAUUUUACAAAGUCCAGCUCUUGGAAAUAUUCCUCCUCCGUUGGUACCUACGUCAGCCACAAUUCCACAGACUUCCAUAAUAGUUAAUAGUUCUGUAGCACAAACUAAUCCAAAUACUGUAACUGUUACGAUACCUGCGAUGGCUCAACAGAAUCCAGUGUCUGCUAGUGUACCAUCGAGGGUCGUAACACCAACUCCUGCUUCGACUCCACCACCUACAAGACCAACUACGCCUCACCAAGCAGCAGCGACACAUGGACAUUCAGUUAAACCAACAAUAAAGGCUAUAAAAACUGUAAGUUCUUCGACUUCAACAGAGCCAGAAUCGAAACCUUCUACGAGUCAACUUCCAUCUGAGAAUAAAACUAUCACUAUUAAAAUUGAUCCUAACGCAUAUCUGUGUGAAUGGCGAGGUUGUCUAAGGCAAUUUAAAACUCCCCAUGAAGUUUUUCUUCAUGUGUGUGAAAUUCAUUGUCCAACUGGCGGAGAAGAAAUAUUGUGCUUAUGGGGCAGUUGCGAUGCUUUAAAGAGACGUCGAUUCUCUUUAAUGACGCAUUUAUUCGAUAGGCACUGUAAUUCUGAUGCAAUGACUCUUAGAAGAAAACAAUUAACAGUGACUGGAAAAACUGAAGUAUCUACGUCCACUCCCUCAACGCCUCAUCACCCUGGAUAUGCACCGAAUGCAGCAUUCCAUGCCAUUAAAAGACAUGCUUUGGAAUUCGUGAAUCCUAAGGAAUUGAUGCAGAGGCCAACCAAGCCCGCUGCAGCCACUUCAAGCUCUUCUUCUCCCAGACCUGGGCAAAACCCUCCACCAGAACAGGAUGACAACGAAGGUCCAGUGACCAAAAGUAUUCGCCUGACGGCAGCUCUUAUUCUCAGAAACCUAGUCAUAUACUCAACACAUGGUAGAAGGCAUCUUAGAGCAUAUGAACCUCAUUUGGCAGGUGUGGCAUUAAGUAAUGUUGAAUCAUCAAGAACGAUCGCACAAGUUUUAUACGAUAUGAAUGAUCAGAGCAGUAGUAGUCAUAGGUGACCUCUUGAUGCAGGCCUCUAAGCUCUUAAACUUUCCGAGGAGCGAUUGACUUGGUUAUUUCAAAUUCAGCUGGUAAAGGUAAACAGUGGAGUUAUAAGGUAGUAUGGAUUUUUGAGAAAUUUCGGAUUGUGUCUUUGUGUAUAAAAUCUGAAAAGAAACUGAAAGAAGACAUAGCGAUGUUCCAUAUAUAAAGAGGCCUAUAAACUUACUAGGCAAGUCAGUUUGCCAAUUUAGACCACAAUACAAACUGUAACUAGUGACAUGAAACAAAGACAGUAGUUGAAGUGAUGCAGAACAGUGAUAAUGAACGAAAUAAUAUUUCAGAUUUAAUAUUAAUAUUUAUUUUCUCAACAAGAAGCGACGAAUGUUUUUAGUAAACGUGUACAAAAACGGCGAAGAAAAUACUUUAUGGACGUUAUAGUUAAUUGUAAUCAAUAUUAUACAAUUAUUAAUUAA
Messenger RNA from Vespula pensylvanica (western yellowjacket), 6998 nucleotides. It is a transcript of the gene Bap170, whose product is annotated as AT-rich interactive domain-containing protein 2. The record is from RefSeq and is a predicted model, not a curated record. The coding region runs from base 1131 to 6542 and encodes 1803 amino acids. The transcript is spliced from 18 exons. Gene Ontology annotation, cellular component: SWI/SNF superfamily-type complex. Gene Ontology annotation, molecular function: DNA binding. Gene Ontology annotation, biological process: regulation of DNA-templated transcription. Lineage: Eukaryota; Metazoa; Arthropoda; Insecta; Hymenoptera; Vespidae.